GUACCCGUUCCGUUACUGUUAAAUUCCUCCAUUUCCACGCCCUCGUUUCCUAGGAAAUCGCUGGUUUUCAUUUGCCAGAUUUUAUUUCCUUGUUACUAUUUGAUUGUAAUUCUCCCAAGUUAAAAUUCUCCGCCUCUCCAAAAUUGCUGAUGAAAAUAAUGGAGGGAAACAAAAGCGAGUUCUGAUUCAAAGCUUCUACUGUUUUGGAAGUUAGUUUGUGAAUAAUGGAUAGUUUACAAGAUCCUUGUAAUCUUGAAUCUAGUGGAGAUGCAAGGAGAGACAGAAUACUUGAUCCUGGUACUUGUUCAUCUAGUUCUAACACUGGGUACCGGUUAUUUGAUCGCCAACGAACAAUUCACCAAAUAAUUGGUGGAGGUAAAGCUGCUAAUGUUAUCUUGUGGAAACAACGGCAUGUUUCAUGUGGCAUCAUAAUUGUAGCUACGGUUGCAUGGCUUCUGUUUGAGUACUCAGGAUUGUCAUUCUUAUCAAUUUGCUCAGAUGUAUUUCUUAUCUUAAUAGUGUAUCAGUUUCUUCGAGCAAACUAUGCUGCUUUCGUAAAUAACAGACAAGUUCCACCAUUGCCUGAACUGGAGUUGUCAGAGGAGUUGGUUAACAGUGCGGCAGCUUCUUUUCGUGUUAAAAUCAAUCACAUGCUCCUCAUGGCACAUGAUAUUACUCUUGGAAAGGACUUCAGACUAUUUUUUAAGGUGGUGGCUUGUCUUUGGCUUUUGUCUGUCAUUGGUGGCCUCUUCUCAUUCUUCACACUCGCGUAUAUUGGAACCAUUGUUUCGAUUACGAUUCCAGCCUUGUACAGUAGAUAUGACGAACACGUGGAUAGAUAUGCUGGGUUUCUCCAUCAGAAAUUCUCGAAGCAUUAUAGAACAGUGGAUGAGAAUGUUAUCAGCAGACUUCCUAGGAGCUUGUCUAAAGACAAAGAUACAUAAGCUUAGAGAGUUUCUACGUAAGUUUUUCUCUUUUCAGGGUUUGUAUAGUGUUAUUUGGAGUAUUAGGACAGAGUGCAAAUUGACUGAUUAAGUGUCAACUCAACUGUCAACUCUAUUCAUUUGAUUAGACAUUGAAAACAAAUUAUUUUCAAGUAUUUCGACUCAUAUGUCAGGGCUGUGGAAAAGGUGCGACUGCGUAGGGUCUGGCAUGGUAAAACAUUAAUGGGUAUCUAUAUAUAGUUAGUACAAUUUUUCUUUAACUUGGGUUAUAGAUUAGAAGGAUUUUAUGACCCUAAAUUACUCUCCUUUCCCUCAAAUUCAAUCGAAUUUAUUUUUUUAUUUUAUUUUUUUGGGGAAUACUACACAUUAUGGAUAUGAUAGUUUCACCUCUUUUAAUGCUUAUAUUAGUGCGAAUUUAUUGUUUUCCUGAUGAUUAUGUUUCGGUCUUGUGGUAGCAGUAGCAUUACUGGUUUAGGUCUAAAUGGUUAAUAGUUUUUGUUUCUCACAAAUGAUUGUAUGAAUUGAAUAAUGGAACUGUGCUUGUUCAGGUAAAUAAUGAUCAAUUUGUGACUUCUUAGUA
This is a messenger RNA of Papaver somniferum (opium poppy), 1524 nucleotides long. Its product is annotated as reticulon-like protein B16. The transcript has 6 exons. NCBI's taxonomy places the organism in Eukaryota, Viridiplantae, Streptophyta, Magnoliopsida, Ranunculales, Papaveraceae. The coding region runs from base 225 to 944 and encodes 239 amino acids. The record is from RefSeq and is a predicted model, not a curated record.